Messenger RNA from Arabis nemorensis, 342 nucleotides. Lineage: Eukaryota; Viridiplantae; Streptophyta; Magnoliopsida; Brassicales; Brassicaceae. The record is from the annotation of a GenBank genome assembly.
AUGACGAUUGUGGUAGCAGAAGAUCCGUACCAGAUUUUACUUGGAAACAGAAUAAACGUCAAGCUUCACUGCUUCGUUGUUGUGGCUUCCUUCAUCUUCUUCGGUGUGAUCCCUCCUCUCUUCUAUGGCCUCUCUUUCAAAAGAUCUAACAAGAAACACUACAAAGCUGUGGUUGUUUUCGUCGUUUCUUUGCUUUGCGUAAUCUUCCUCUCCUUUGCCAAAGCUUACGCUUUUGACAUGGACAUACUCAAGACCAUGUUCGAAUACACCGGGAUAGCGAUCGGAGCGUCUACGCUUUCUUUCGUCACCAGCAAAAUCGUUAGCGGUAUGCUUGAAAAGUAG